Messenger RNA from Kogia breviceps (pygmy sperm whale), 1458 nucleotides. It is a transcript of the gene BGN, whose product is annotated as biglycan. Lineage: Eukaryota; Metazoa; Chordata; Mammalia; Artiodactyla; Physeteridae. Gene Ontology annotation, molecular function: protein binding. The record is from RefSeq and is a predicted model, not a curated record.
GCCUUUAGCCUCCCUCCUGCUGCCGCCCGCCUCUGUCUCCCUCUCUCCACGAACUGCCCAGGAGUGAGCAGCUGCUCUCCGACGACCCGACGGACCGACAGACGCACGGACUGCCCGACCCUCAAGACUGCCAAGCAGCCGGCCUGUGCCCGCCGCUUCCCCUCCUCAGUCUCGCAGGCACGCCCACCAUGUGGCCCCUGUGGCCUCUUGCGGCCCUGCUGGCCCUGAGCCAGGCUCUGCCCUUUGAGCAAAAAGGCUUCUGGGACUUCACCCUGGACGACGGGCUGCCCAUGCUGAACGACGAGGAGGCUUCGGGCGCCGACACGACCUCGGGCAUCCCAGACCUAGACUCCCUCCCGCCCACCUACAGUGCCAUGUGCCCUUUCGGCUGUCACUGCCACCUGCGGGUCGUUCAGUGCUCCGACCUGGGUCUGAAGACUGUGCCCAAGGAGAUCUCGCCCGACACCACUCUGCUGGACCUGCAGAACAACGACAUCUCUGAGAUCCGAAAGGAUGACUUCAAAGGCCUCCAGCAUCUCUAUGCCCUGGUCCUGGUGAACAACAAGAUCUCCAAGAUCCAUGAGAAGGCCUUCAGCCCCCUGCGGAAGCUGCAGAAGCUCUACAUCUCCAAGAACCACCUGGUGGAGAUCCCUCCCAACCUGCCCAGCUCCCUGGUGGAGCUCCGCAUCCAUGACAACCGCAUCCGCAAGGUGCCCAAGGGCGUGUUCAGUGGGCUGCGCAACAUGAACUGCAUUGAGAUGGGUGGGAACCCCCUGGAGAACAGUGGCUUUGAACCUGGCGCUUUCGAUGGCCUGAAGCUCAACUACCUGCGCAUCUCUGAGGCCAAGCUCACCGGCAUCCCCAAAGACCUCCCCGAGACCCUGAAUGAACUCCAUCUGGACCACAACAAAAUCCAGGCAAUCGAGCUGGAGGAUCUGCUCCGCUACUCAAAGCUGUACAGGCUGGGCCUGGGCCACAACCAGAUCCGCAUGAUUGAGAAUGGGAGCCUGAGUUUUCUGCCCACCCUGCGGGAACUGCACUUGGACAAUAACAAGCUGUCCAGGGUGCCUGCUGGCCUUCCGGACCUCAAGCUCCUCCAGGUGGUCUAUCUGCACACCAACAACAUCACCAAGGUGGGCGUCAACGACUUCUGCCCGGUGGGCUUCGGGGUCAAGCGAGCCUACUACAAUGGCAUCAGCCUCUUCAGCAACCCCGUGCCCUACUGGGAGGUGCAGCCGGCCACCUUCCGCUGCGUCACUGACCGCCUGGCCAUCCAGUUUGGCAACUACAAAAAGUAGAGGCGGCGGCAGCCAAGGUGGCCUGGGCGGGGUCUCUGGGGAGCACAGCGAUGUCCUGAGGCGGGGAAGCAAAGCAAGGGAGCGAAACCAAUGCUCGGCUGCACCCGACCCAGCCCCGCCCUUGGUCCCCAACUCCCCUCAUCGCCGCCAACGUCCUUGC